This is a messenger RNA of Equus caballus (horse), 4836 nucleotides long. It is a transcript of the gene MCM10, whose product is annotated as minichromosome maintenance 10 replication initiation factor. Gene Ontology annotation, molecular function: single-stranded DNA binding; DNA replication origin binding. Lineage: Eukaryota; Metazoa; Chordata; Mammalia; Perissodactyla; Equidae. Gene Ontology annotation, cellular component: nuclear replication fork; nucleus. The record is from RefSeq and is a predicted model, not a curated record. Gene Ontology annotation, biological process: DNA replication initiation; DNA replication.
AUGCCCUCUUCCUUAGCCCAGUGCCUUCCCAGUGCAUUUGGGAAGAGGGAAAGUGGAGACAAGAACCAUUAUACCAAGCAAACUGGUGAAUCUGCAGUCAUUUUAAUUGCCUUAUUAAUGGUGGCUCUUUUAAUUAACUAUGUGUGUCAUCAUCAGUUUCGCUCAGGUCGGCUUACUUUCUAUCCCUUUUCUUCUUUUUCCUCUAGGGGAGGAAGAUGAUUUGUCUCUGCUGACCGCACUGCUGGAGGAGAAUGAGUCGGCCUUGGAUUGUAAUUCAGAAGAGAAUCAACCCUUGACCCAGGAAGAUGGCACACCUGACGCAUUUGAUGAGCUCUUUGAUGCUGAUGGUGACGGUGAAUCUUACACAGAGGAGGCUGUUGAUGGAGAAGUGGAGACGAUUGAAGACCAGAAGGAAAAUCUGGCCACUCUGUUUGGGGAUAUGGGGGACUUAACAGAUGAAGAAGACGUUCCUGCAUUGCAAUCAACUAAAAACAGAGUCCUCUCCGCUCCUGCUCUCAGUCAAGGGAAAACCAAUCAAGAGUUGCAAGAUGAAUUAAGGAAGUUGCAAGAGCAGAUGAAGUCCUUAGAAGAACAGCUGAAAAUGGCGACAAUUAAACAACCUGCAAGUCCACCUGUUCUGCAUAAAUCGCCUGUAGAAAAGUCUCCACGUCCCCCUCUUAAGGAGAAGAAGAUUCAGAGAAUUCAGGAGUCCACGUGCUUUUCUGAAGAGCUUGAUGUCCCUGCUCCACCAAAAACCAAGCGGGUGGCUCGGACACCGAAGGUUUCACCUGCAGAUCCCAAAAGCUCAUCUUCAAAGAUGACAAGUGCAUCCUCCCAGCCACUCCGAAUGACUCCUGGGAACAAGCCUAAUGGGAUGACUAGAGAUCAGAGCACAGGGACCCCCAGGCAUUCUGGGGAGCCGGCUCAGCCAGUCUCCGUGGAAGCCUUCUCUGGCCUGAGGCUCAGGCGGCCUCGAGUGUCCUCCACAGAAAUGAACAAGAAAAUGGUUGGCCGAAAACUGAUCAGACUGUCUCAGCUCAAGGAAAAGAUGGCAAGUGAGAAGCUGGAAGAAAUAGACUGGGUGACAUUUGGGGUUAUAUUGAAGAAAAUCACUCCACAGAGUUCUAACAGUGGGAAAACAUUUAGCAUCUGGCGACUGAAUGAUCUUCGUGACCUGACUCGGUACGUGUCAUUGUUCUUGUUUGGAGAAGUUCACAAAGAACUCUGGAAGACUGAGCAGGGUACUGUCGUAGGGCUGCUCAACGCUAACCCCAUGAAGCCCAAGGAUGGUUCGGAGGAGGUCUGCUUAUCUAUUGAUCAUCCUCAAAAGGUGUUAAUCAUGGGUGAAGCUCUUGACCUGGGAACCUGUAAAGCAAAGAAGAAGAAUGGAGAACCAUGUACACAGACUGUUAAUUUGAACGACUGUGAAUACUGUCAGUAUCACAUCCAGGCCCAGUACAAGAAGCUCAGUGCCAAGCGAGCUGACCUACAGUCCACUUUCUCCGGAGGACGAAUUCCAAAAAAGUUUGCCCGCAAAGGCAUCAGCCUAAAAGAACGGCUGUGUCAGGAUGGUUUUUACUACGGAGGGGUUUCUUCGGCAUCGUAUGCAGCCUCAAUUGCAGCAGCUGUUGCUCCUAAAAAGAAGAUUCAAACCACUUUAACUAAUCUGGUCGUUAAAGGCACAGACUUGAUCAUCCAGGAAACUCAGCAAAAACUCGGAAUACCCCAGAAGAGCUUGUCUUGCUCUGAGGAAUUCAGGGAACUGAUGAAAUUGCCAACGUUUGGAGCCAGAAACUUGAAACAACAUUUAGCGAAAGCCAAGUCAUCAGGGAUCAUGGGGAGCCCAAAACCUGCUUUCCAGUCUAUCUCGGCGUCAGCCCUCUUGAAGCAACAGAAGCAGUGUAUGUUGGAGAUGAGGAAAAAGAGAUCAGAAGAAAUACAGAAACGAUUUCUCCAGAACUCAAGGGAGAUUGAGAGCCCAGCUGUGCCAUCCUCUUCUCGACAGCCUCCUUCUCAGUCCCCACGAACGGGGGCUGAGUUCCCCAGGCUGGAAGGAACCCCUGCCACACAGAUGCCCAAGCUUGGGCGGGGCAUCCUGGAAGGAGAUGAUGUUCUCUUUUUUGAUGAGUCACCACCACCAAGACCAAAACUGAGUGCUGUAGCAGAAGCCAAAAAGUUAGCUGCUAUAACCAAAUUAAGGGCAAAAGGCCAGAUUCUUACAAAAAGAGACCCAAACGGCAUUAAAAAGAAGCAAAAGGACCCCCAGGAUCUCCUGGAAGUGAAGGAACGUGUAGAAAAUAACAACACAUCUUCUCCUCAAGCUGAGGAUGAACUGGAACCUGCCCGGAAGAAAAGGAGAGAACAACUUUCCUAUCUAGAAUCUGAGGAAUUUCAGAAAAUUCUAAAAGCAAAAUCGAGGCACACAGGGAUCCUAAAAGAGGCCGAGGCUGAGCUGCAGGAACGCUAUUUUGAGCCACUGGUGAAAAAAGAACAAAUGGAAGAAAAGAUGAGAAACAUCAGAGAAGUGAAAUGUCGAGUAGUGACAUGCAAGACGUGUGCCUACACCCACUUCAAACCUUUGGAGACCUGCAUCAGUGAACAGCACGACUACCACUGGCAUGACGGCGUCAAGAGGUUUUUCAAGUGUCCCUGUGGAAACAGAAGCAUCUCCCUUGACAGACUCCCCCAAAAGCACUGCAGUAAUUGUGGCCUCUUCAAGUGGGAACGGGACGGAAUGCUAAAGGAAAAGACAGGUCCAAAGAUAGGAGGAGAAACCCUGUUACCAAGAGGAGAAGAACAUGCCAAAUUUCUGAACAGCCUUAAAUAGCCCUGACUUCAAACAGACAACAAAAGGAAGACAGAAGUAAUCUAGAUAACAAUGAUCCAGAAUAGCAAAUAAGAAACUUCUGAAUGAUCGGUAUGGAAUCUUUUCCAAAGGGAACUUAAAAACACUACAGGUUGACUAAGGUAUAGCAAAGUGGACAGGAAGAGAUUGCAUGAAUUGGGUUUCUCUGUAGAAAUUAUGAUAGAAGUAAAGCUUGAUGUUUAUAACAGAUUAAAUUUCUAACAUUAAUUUUUUUAAAUGAGGAGAGUAAAUCUGUUUGCGUUAAGUACAUCAAUGAUAGCAGCCCAUCAGAGCUUCUCCUCCACCAGUAAAGUAGACAUCUCUGAUCCCAUGAGUAGAGAGAUGGAAACAAUACAGCUCUCCAGAAGGGUGGAUGGCUCCAAACAUGGAGUUCUAUAUUUACCAAUAUUGAAGAAAGAAAUGGUGAUAUACCUAAAGAAAAUAAUACAGAGGCACCAAAGAUGAAAGAAAUUAGUUGACUUAAGUUGACAGCAGUUUGUGAAAAAACUGGAAUUUUUGAAAUUAAAGGAAGCCCAGAAUAUAGCCACACUGCUGGACUAUCGACGUCAAAAUGGGAAAGAGCCCCGCCGUGACCUGCACAGGUUAGACCAUCUGUGCGAUGCUGACGUACAUUUUGGAGAAAAGCAAGACGAUGGUAAUCAAGAUGGUGAAAACUCAAAGCCAUUUGGCCCAAGAAAGGGCAGAAAGAACUAGAAAUAUAUGUACAGUUGAUUUUUAUUAUUCAUGGUAAUUAUGUUUUAUGAAAUCACCACUAGCUGAAUUAGCGGGUGCUGAACCACUGCUCCCAGAGGAAAUACAGGGUUUGGUUCCUGCAAGCCUCUGCUCACAUUUUCAUCAGCAGAUUGAUACAGCACCUUGUUUUAUAUGUGUUUCUAUUUAGAAAGACCUUAUUUAAUAUAUAUUGUUGAUUCACUACCGUGGAACUCACGGCCCACAGCACUAUGCCUCACCACUGAACGAACCUUAUCUUAGCACACUAUUUUCUCCGGAUGGUGCCUCACAGCCUUCUUGCAUUUAGGAACACCAGACAGCACUUCAGCACUACACUUGGGGGCCAUUUUAAACAGCAAAGUCACCAACAAAAAACUCAAAAAUGUGAAAAACAUGGCACAAAAAGGACAUUUGUUUAUGGUAGCAGAGCUGAAACAACCAAGAGUGUUGCUUUGUCUCACCUCACCUGGCAACAUGGACGUUGGGCAACUCAAACUUUUUGUUACUCUGCACAUGCACAUGUUCAUAAAUGACCACAAAAGCACCACAAGUAUUGGUUUUGGAGUUACAAAUAAAUUUUAGCAAUUAAAUGAAUUUGCAAACACAGAGUCUACAAAUAACCAGCAGCAACUGUUUAAUAUUUCCCCAAACAAGACCAGAUUGGGAGUUUCCCAUUCUGCAAGAUAGAAAAUUGGCUAAAUGAUUUGAAAACGUGGGUUGAAACUAGGAUUGGAAUCAAGUCUGUUGUAAUGUUGCUUGAGCAAAAACUACUCUUGGUAUUUUUUUAAGUCAACUUUACUAAGGUCUAAAUUUCACACAGUAAAAGGCAAGCAUCUUAAGUGUACAGUUCCAUAAAUUUUGACAAAUGUGCACACCCGUGUAACCACCACUACAAGCGAGAUAAAGGAUAUUUCCAUCACCCCAAAAGGUUGCCUUGGGCCACCUCCCAGUCAAUCCACACCCCCCGCCCCGGCUGUCACUGAUCUGUUUUCUGUCACUAUAAUUUAGAUCUAUCUUUUCUAGAGUUUCAUAUAAAUGGAAUCAUACAAAAUACACUCUUAUAUCUGGCUUCUUUCACUCAGCAUAUUUUUGAAAUACAUCCAUGUGGUUGCAUGUAUUGGUAAUUCAUUCUUUCCUAUGUUGAGCAUUUUGAUGUAUGGGUGCGCCCCAAUAUUUAUUAUUGAUGGACAUUUGAGUUGGAUUGUUAACAGUUUGAGGCUGUUAUGAAUAAAGCUGCUACCAAUAUUCAGGAAUAAGUC